AUUUAAAAUAUAUACAUAUGUACGCAUCUCGCUCGCCAGAGGACAGUUUAUAGAUAGUACGAUAACAGCGGCACGUGUGUCGUAUGUGUCAUGGCGAAUGGUGUUGUCAGAAACGCCGCAAAUUGAGCGUCUCGUGUCGCUUGGUCGUAAAACUGACGUAAACUGACUUAAAACCGGCACUAUGAAAGAGGAUUCCGUGUUGAGUUUCAAGUGGCAGAGCUUUCCGUCACACAUGGUGGUCUCCCUCGACACAUGUUACGAGAAACAACAGUUCGUCGAUCUAUCGCUGGUGUGCAAAGACAAUACAAUCCUGAAAUGUCACAAGAUGGUACUUGCCAAUUCCAGCUCGUUCUUCCGCCGUUUGAUCAUGGCCAAUGAACAUCCGCAUCCGAUGAUCGUCCUGCACGACGUCGAGGCCGACGAUCUCAAGACCCUCGUUAACUUCAUGUACUGCGGCGAGAUACAGGUAGUUCAGAGCGAGGUUAGGAGGCUGCUGAAGCUCGCCGAAACCCUGGAGGUCACCGGAUUGCGACAUAUUCCGUUGACGGUACUGCCCGGAGAAGGAGCGAACAACACUGCGAAGGAGCCCUGCGACGUAUCGAAAAAGACCGCCACGGUAUCACGAUUAAAGGUAGAAGAAGCCAGGAGCCUGUCCAGCAAAAAUACCACCCCUGAACACGAAACAAAUGCAAAAGCGCAGAGCAAAGUACCAGCCGUGCAGCCAAAGCUUAUUCCGCUGAAGAUAAAUCCUCACAAGCCACCGAUUAAAAUUCCUCUCGAGACGACGAAGAAGAAGGAAGAGAUCAAUAUAAACGAGCUAUGUCAACGAUUGGAGAACAGCAAUUCCGGUAUCAGUAUUGUAGACAUUAACGACAUGCCGAGUACGAGCAAAGGAUUGCCAAAUAUACCUACACUACAGAAGAGAAAAGAACCCUCGGAUCCUGUAAUCAGUUGGCCACGAGUAUUAUCUACGAUAUCAACGGAUAAGCUACCGUUAAAAAAAAUUCGUUGCAUCAUGGACGAAAUAGAGAUUACAACAGGAAAUUCUUCUGCCCCUGUACUGGACAAUAAACAAAAUGAGCCAUUAGACAGGAGGAAAGUUAAGAAGAAUUCCAAUGAAGAUCAUAAUAUAAACACAAUUUACAUAAAGGAUGAAAUUGAUAUAUCUUCGGAUGUGGAAGAUGAUGUUGACAUGGAUCCUCUUGAGGUUGACGAUAAUGACAAUGAGAAUUCAGAAAGCAGUAAAACACCCACGCAACAGUUCUAUCAACAGAUGGUGCUCCGUACAUCAAACAGAAAUCGUUCACACACAGAAUUUUCUGCUAGAAAAGGUCCAAACAGUUAAUGUAAAAUUUCAUAAACUGAAAACGAAUUAUGCACAAGUCUCAUUUUAUCAUAUUUUUGAUGCAAUAUACUAAAGUAUAUAAAUAUUAAAACAUUCAUGACACUGUUAAAAGUCUGAAACAAUUACCUAACUGGUGUCAUCUUCAGUGUUUUGUUAAAUAUUCAAUCGUAUUGCUUUCAUUAUAAAACUAUGUAAAGCGAGACUUAUUUUACAAUUUAACAUCCUGUUCAAAUAAUAUUCUGUAAAUAUUUUUAG
Nylanderia fulva is the source of this 1600-nucleotide messenger RNA. RefSeq lists its product as uncharacterized. Gene Ontology annotation, cellular component: nucleus. The record is from RefSeq and is a predicted model, not a curated record. Gene Ontology annotation, biological process: regulation of transcription by RNA polymerase II. Gene Ontology annotation, molecular function: protein binding. Lineage: Eukaryota; Metazoa; Arthropoda; Insecta; Hymenoptera; Formicidae.